This is a messenger RNA of Polypterus senegalus (gray bichir), 4863 nucleotides long. It is a transcript of the gene tpk2, whose product is annotated as thiamin pyrophosphokinase 2. Gene Ontology annotation, molecular function: 8-oxo-dGDP phosphatase activity. Bases 264 to 1487 code for a protein of 407 amino acids. The transcript has 8 exons. The record is from RefSeq and is a predicted model, not a curated record. Lineage: Eukaryota; Metazoa; Chordata; Cladistia; Polypteriformes; Polypteridae.
UCACUGUACUUUUAUUUAUUUGCACAUUUAUUUUUUAUUUAUUUGUUUGUCUGAAAUAUUUAUCCAUACUCCCUCGUUUUCAAAGAUGACGCCAGCACGUCUCCAAAGCACUUAAAGCGAAAGUUGUUACCUCCGUCCAGCAGAUGGUAGCAAUAAAUAAUGAUGGGCAAUCCCGGCCUGCCAUUGGAAGCUGUCACUGUUUACUUUGAAAGUCUAAGACGUUUUCUUUCCAGGCAUUUUCAAACCUGUGACUGGCUUCUGUCAUGGCUGUUCCCGGGUUAUCUUGGUCGGAAAGAGCGUUGAGUCUAGUCCAGAAGAUGAAUAACUUUUAUUCACCAGGAUCUAGCAGGUAUCAGUGCAGGCCUUUCAGAGUUGGAGGCAAAGAGGUAGGCAAAAUCCCUCCUGCUGUACUGAAAGAAUUACAUCAGUUUCCAGAUAUCUUCUUCUUCAGCAAGGCAGAAAAUGGAGCAGUAGAGCUUAAUUAUCAGCUUGUAUCAUAUCAGGAGAGAUCAUCAGCAAUGGAAGGGGUUCUCCAGAAGAUACGAGCAAAACACAAGUUUCUUUGUCUUGAAGGGUGGAGAGAUGAGAAAUAUGAUGUGAAGCCUAAUUUUUUGGAUCAGCCCUUGAUGUGUAUGGAAAGAGCAGCUACAAGUUUGUUUGGAGUGAAGCGUUACGGAGUUCAUGUGAAUGGUUUUACUAGACCAGACGAUGGACAGCUUGCUAUGUGGUUGGGCCAAAGGUCGUUUACUAAGCAGACAUACCCUGGCCUGCUUGAUAACAUGGCAGCAGGUGGAAUUCCUGCACAAAGCGGAAUAAAAGAAACACUAAUCAGAGAAUGUGCAGAGGAGGCUUCCAUCCCAAUGGCAAUAGCAGCAACAGCUGUUCCUGUCAGUGCCAUUAGCUACACACAUGAAAAUGAACUAGGAAUUUUUCCAGAAUGCCAAUUUGUGUUUGAUCUGGAGGUUCCAAAAGAGUUUGAACCCACCAAUGCAGAUGGAGAGAUGCAAAAAUUUUACUUGUGGCCAAUUAAUAAGGUAAAGGAUGCCAUUGUUUCUACUGACUUUAAACCAAACUGUGCUAUGGUUUCUUUAGAUUUCUUGAUUCGGCACUCUUACCUGAGUCCUGACUCUGGCCUCAUUCCGUUUUCUGUAAACAGUAGAAUGAUGAGCUUUACCUUUCAAAGGAACCGUGGCUGGUGUGACGGAGACAAGAGAGAAGCAGGAGGAGGGUUACUGUGUACUCUAUUGUGUUCACUACUCAUGGAAUCACUGCAAUAUGUUGGCUCGCUGGAAUUUUUUUCUUUUCGUGCAACUUUAACAAGGAAACCGUCCAAUGAUAGCUGCCUUUGCCUCCUUUUGAGGAUUUCGCGGAAAUGCGACAUUGCAUUGUCAUUAAACAGAUUAAUCGCUUGCACUGCUACCCCUUAUUUGGGUGGUGAUUUUCUACAAAGUUUUGCACUCUUUCCCACAUUUUACACAUCUCCCUGAUCUCAUUUGAAGUGAGGGAUUCCUCCGUCUUUUUCUCCUCCUCCUCAGACGAGAUGUCCUCUAUAACCUCUUGCUGUUGCUCGUGAUGCAGAUCUAUCAGUUCGUCGGUGGUCAUGUUCCUCCACCAGUUCUUGAAUGUCAUCCUCAUUUACCUCCAGUCCCAUGGUCUUCCCCCAGGACACAAUUUCAUCAACAACUGGCGGCUCCUUUUCAUGAGCAGACCCCUCAGAGUCAUGUCGAAAAAUGCAAUCGGGCCACAGUUUUCUCCAAGCAGAAUUGAGGGUUCUCUUGGUGAUUCCUUCCCAGGCUUUAUCAAUGUUCUUAAGGCAGCUCAUGAUGUUGAAAUGAUUUUUCCAAAACUCUCGGAGUGUAAGGUUUGUUCUUUCAGUCACCUCGAAGCAUCGCUAAAAUAGUGCUUUGGUGUAAAGCUUUUUAAAGUUCGAAAUGACCUGCUGAUCCAUGGGCUGAAGUAGGGGAGUGGUGUUGGGAGGAAGAAACUUGACCUUAAUGAAGUCGAAUUCCUCCAGUAGGUCGUCCUCAAGGCCUUGAGGAUAAGCUGGAGCAUGAUCCAUAAGCAGCAAGACUUUGAGUGGCAGAUUAUUUUCUGAAAGGUAUCUCUUCACUGCAGGACCGAAGACCUCAUUGAUCCACUCAAUGAACAAGAUACGAGUGACCCAAGCCUUGCUGUUGGACCUCCACAUUACAUUUACCUAGCUCUUUUGCAACUUACAUUUCUUGAAAGCUUGUGGAUUCUUAGAAUGAUACACGAACAGGGGCUUGACUUUGAAAUCCCCGCUUGAAUUAGCACACAACAAGAGGGUGAGACGAUCUUUCAUGGGCUUGUGACUGGGCAUUGCAUUCUCCUCUGCUGUAAUGUAAGUCCUCUUUGUCAUCUUUUUCCAAAAAAGCCCCGUCUCAUUGCAGUUUAAAACUUGCUGUGACAGGUACCGCUCAGAAACCAUGAGCCUCUGGAACUCUGCAGUGAAUGCCUCAGCUGCCUUACCGUCCGAACUUUUGCAGCCUCUCUGUGCCUCACAAUACUAUGGAUGCCACUUCUCCUUUUAAAGUUAUCAAACCAUCCCCUGCUGGCCUUGAAGCCUUCUUCAUUUUCUGUUGACACACCUGAUAGUUUACUUACGAGGUCAGCGUACAAGCUCUUUGCCUUCUCACAGAUCAAGUUCUCGGUCACGGUAUUGCCUGCUAGUUGCUUCUCAUUUAUCCACACGAGAAGCAACUUUUCUACAUCUUCCAGAACAUGUGGCCGUUGCUUUGAUACACUCUUGACUCCUUUUGCUGCAUCUAGCGCCCUUAUUUCUUCUCUCUUCUUUAAUAUCGUGCAAAUCGUGGAAGUAGAUUUUUUAUAAAAUCUUGCAAUGUCGGCCACUUGCACACCUCAUUCAUGCUUCUCAAUGCUUUCCUUCUUAAUUUCCACCAUAAUCAUCUCCAUCUUCUUAGCACCUUCCUUUUCAACUUUUUUCUUAAUGGGGGGCAUUUUCACACACACAAUAAUGUUAUAUACUAGCACAGAUGUUGACUUAUACGAGUGAGCCACAAUCCCGCAGUUAGAGAGAGGGAAGUUGUGAUCACGUAAGGCUCUGCAGACGAAGCAUAUGCAUACUUCUUGUACUGCAAGACCUCGCUCGUUUAUCAAGGCAAAAUUUAUUUCAUAGUUUUGCUCGUCUUGCAAACCAAGUUACUCGCAAACCAAGGUUCCACUGUACUUUACAUUAGUUAUUAUCAUAUUAGCACUUGCAGUAUUUCCAGUUAAAAGUCAAUUCAAUAUGAGCUUUCUUGGUUAUUGAUUUUAAUUAUAGAAUGAAUAAUAUACAGUUUAACAUAAAGGAAAAUUUGUUAACUAUGAAGCAUGACAGUAAGCAUGGGAAUAGAGACACUCAAGACAAAAUGUCUAAAACUAUUGAUAUAAGGUGAAGAUACAUUUUAAACUAGAAGUCCCUUGAUACAAGUAAAAUGCACCAUUUGUUUGAUAACUAUUGUUUUUCAUGAAGAAUGUGAAUUUUAUUGUGUAAUAGUAAUUGAUACAGAAGGAUGGAACAAAUGUGAAUAUUAAUAUAUUAGGAACUUUGCAUUAUGAUUAGAUGCAACAUUAGGACACAAAUUUUAUAAUAUUGGUUUUAAAGUUUAAACAUGCUAAAUUAGAUGCAGGGUAUAGUACAAACCUUUAAAGUUUGUAGAACAUGAUAUAAGGGAAUUUUAAGUUUGUGGGAGAGUGCUGAUGGUGUUUUUAGGAAUUGGGGUAAUUAAGGCCAUAUUGACAGAAACAGUUGAUGGCAAUACAGGACAAAUAAUAUAGCUUCUUGGGCCUAAGUAAUAUAGAAGAUAGCAAAACAUAGUAAUAAUUCAGCACAACAGAGAUGGAGUGCCUUAUGCAUGGAGUAGUGAGUGUGCAGUUUGUGAAAUUGGAAUGCCUAGAUACAAACCAAGGAUCCCAGCUGGUGGCAGAAGACUUUAAAAUCAAUAAGAAGCUUGGGUACAACCCUUGUAAUUUUAACGUGACCUUGACAUGAGCCAGUGGCUUGCAUUAAUGAUUGUAGUGCUGACAUCUUCUGAAGAGAAGAUCGACACCUCCUUUUAACAAGAUAGCUGUUUUUAUGCAGCAAAGGUAAUCAUCUAAUUUAAGACCAAAGCAGGACAUAAAUUGUGGCAACUUUAUGGGUGAGAACAUGAGGAUGUGAGCAUGGUUGUUUGUAUAAGGAUUCUAUUUCUGGUUAUUGUACACAUCAUUGGCACCAUAAAUGAUGUCCUUUGGAAGUAUUUAAAGUAAAUACUUGUGCUGUCUGUGUUGCCACCACCAAUAAUAAAUAAAUAAAAAAUAUAGGAUUAGGUACACUUUUGUGAGCUAAGAUAGGCAAUGUUUGUUGGAUAAGAAGGAAAUCAAAUAGUUGUUGACAAUGUUUUCAUCAUCAUACUUGGAAGUCCUGAGGUUAUGGGACGCAAAUCUGAGAGUUAUAGGGGAAAGCAAGUAAUGGCAGUAUACUCUAUGUUCACUAUUAUUGUUUUCAUUAGUUAUUGAUGUAUGUGAUUUAUCUUAGGUAUUAAUGAUUUACAUUGAUUUCUGUUAUUCCCCAAAUUCAGCUAGCCAGGAAUCUUUUACUUCCUUUUAGCCUCUAAUGGGGGACAUAUUUAGGAUACACAUGUUUUAUACAGAUUAGCAAUAUGGUUUCAGUAGGAAGUUAUUCCUUACAGUUUUAGGGGGACUUUAAACACAUCCUAGAGGGGGGAAGCGUGGAAGAAUAAUUUAGGGUAACAUAGCAUUCAUCUAAAAGAAAUUGCAUAAAGGCAACCUGUUCAGGCACACCUGGAAACCAGAUAAAGGUCAAGUGAACAACAAAAUGUACACUGAAAUAUAAGAACUGGU